UAAAUUGGAGUAGCCGAAAUCAGUACGAAGGAGAUCGAUCCCGAAAAAGCAAAGAGAAAAUCGAAAUUCAGAAUUUCAAAAGUGAUCAAAAGCGACAAGAAUCAGUGGGUUCUCUUCACUUUCGUGCGUCUUCUAAUUUUUCCUACCCUGAUUCGGAAAAUACGUGUGUCACAAAUCAGGAAAGUUUCAAGCAAAAAUCAUUUCAAUUUCCACAACCCCAUCUUCUUCCUUCCACUUGUCCUCUCAGAUCUGAUCUAUUCAUGUCUUCACUGCCACAGGACCCUUGGGCUUGUGCUGCUGGUAGUAGAGGUUGCUGUUCAAUGUUUGAGGAGGUGCUCUUGAAUCCUCCUUUUCGUGACAAGGGAGGUUCUUUGUUUGUCUUGUUGUCUUGCUCCAUUACAGGGCAUUUGGCUUGAGAGGGAUAGUAUAGUUCUUUUGGGGGUUGAUCCGUAUGGGGGGGAUGUUUGGGAUGUGAUUGAGUUUAACUCAUCCCUUUGGGCAUUUGUUAACACUGUUUUUUCUGUAACUAUAUUGUUAAUAUGGUUGGGGAGUGUUAGUGGCUCAAUCGGGGAGUUCCUCCUUCUGCCUUUUAAGGAGAAGGGCCCCUUUCUUUAGAAAGCUGGGGUGUGUGCCUUGUUAUGGGUUUUGUGGGGAGAAAGAAAUAACAGAAUGCUUAGAGGGUUGGAGAGGGACCCUAGUGAUGUGUGGUCUGAAGUUUUAUGUCUCCUUCAAUUUCGAAGACCUUUUGUAACUACUCUUUAGACAACAUUUUAGUUAGUUGGAACCUGUUUCUUUGAGAGGGUUUUUUGUGGGUUUGAUUUUUUAUGCGCCCUUGUAUUCUUUCAUUUUUUCUGAAUGAAAGUUGUUAUUUCUAUCCAAAUAUAUAUUUAUAUAUGCACAUAUAUAUAAUAUGAUUAAUAUGAUUCUUUUGGAUUGAAGCCACUCUUUGUAAUUUGUAAUUGGGCGUGAGGGUUGUUUUGUUUUGUUUUGUUUUUUUUUUGUUUUUUUUUUUUUGUUUUUGUUAUGCUCUUGUAUAUCCACUCAUCUUUCUCAAUGAAUGUUGGUUUCUUAUAAAAAAAGAAAAAAAAAAUUGCAAGGUAAACCUGGUUGAUAAGUGAUGGGUGUAAUUAGUAUAUGACUAAGAGUUAAAAAUUUGAUUCUCAUGAUGAUAGAUCAAACCUCAAGGUUGGUUUUGAAAGCGUUGUGAAUGGGGAUUCAGACGAUGGGUUCUCAAUUGAACGGCCAACAAUCUCAUUUACAACCUGCCCCAUUGACAAGGCAAAACUCAUGGUACGGUCUUACUCUUGAAGAGGUUAAAAACCAGUUAGGUGAAAUGGGAAAGCCAUUAGGCAGCAUGAACCUUGAUGAGCUUCUUCAUAACAUCUGGACAACUGAAGCCAACCAAUCCAUGGGAAUGGAGAGUGAGAGUUCCUCUUCAGUAUAUUCUCUCCAACGUCAGGCCAGUUUCUCACUGGCCAGAGCAUUGAGUGGGAAGACUGUUGAUGAUGUGUGGAGGGAGAUUCAACAUGGGCAGAAGAAAAAAAAUCGUGAAGAUUUGAACAGUGAGCAUAGUGAGAUUAUACUUGGUGAGGUGACUUUAGAGGAUUUCUUGAUACAAGCAGGGAUUUAUGCUGAGGCUUCUCCAAGUUCCAUUAUGGGCUUGGAUGCCAUUGAUACUAUGGCAUUGGCAGAGAGGAAUUUUUCACAGAAAAUGGGCUUGUUGUCAUCAACCCCUUCACUAGGCACACAAUCAGAUACAACGACACCAAAACGGAGAAGGGAUCCCUCAGACACACCUGAGAAGACUAUGGAGCGGAGGCUAAAGAGAAAAAUCAAGAAUAGGGAGUCUGCGGCUCGCUCUCGAGCCAGAAAACAGGCCUACCAUAAUGAAUUGGUGAACAAGGUCUCACGUCUUGAAGAGGAGAAUUUAAAGCUCAAGAAAGAGAAGGAAUUCGAGAACACGAUGCAAAGCGAACCAAUCUUGGAACCGAAGUAUCAGCUGCGUAGAACUAGUUCAGCUGCCUUCUAAGCUACUCCAUUCGGACAAAUGGUAUUGGUUUGGGUCUGUUGGGAGAAUGUUGCAUUAGGUAUACAGAGUUACUUGACUGCAUGUGUAGGAGUAAUUCUAAAAUGUUUAAAAUCACUUUUGUCGUACUUAAAAUCACUCUGAAACACACUUUUAAUCACUUAAAAUUAAUUUAAUAUUUAACAAAGCAUUUCUUAUACUAUUAAAAUUGAUUUUGAAUGAUAAAAGGUAAUUUUUGAGUGGUUUUAAAAAUGACAAAAGUGAUUUUAACCAUCUUAGAAUCACUCCUCAACGUGUUAUGAAUUAGUAAGGGUCCAAUGCUGAAUAGUAUUUGGUUUACAUGUAUAUUAUUUAUUGAUCCAAAUCUUAUCUUCAGUUAUAGAGCAGCAAAAGUGCAAUGUUUAUAAUCAUGGUUUUGCUUCAUUGGGAUGAAUGUCAAGCAAUCCCCAUCUAAUACUACAGUUUUUUUAAGGUUA
Molecule: messenger RNA, 2502 nt
Organism: Benincasa hispida (wax gourd)
Lineage: Eukaryota; Viridiplantae; Streptophyta; Magnoliopsida; Cucurbitales; Cucurbitaceae
Product: ABSCISIC ACID-INSENSITIVE 5-like protein 2
Biological process (GO): positive regulation of DNA-templated transcription
Cellular component (GO): nucleus
Molecular function (GO): DNA-binding transcription factor activity
Source: RefSeq, a predicted model, not a curated record